AUGGCAACUCUGGGCCCCGGGAUCUUGGUGGAGGGUAACUCCGAAGAAGAGUCUGCCGUAUUGCGAGAGGAGAUCUUGCACAAAGCAGGCCUACUGACGAAGUUUGGCCUGCAGGAGGAGAUCGCAGAGCAGCCGACACAGCCUGCGCUGCCCGCACCGAAUCCUGCAGGUUCUGAUGAGGAGGACGGCGACUUUUUCAUCGUGGUCAAAAGUGAAUUUGAAAAGCUGGAGGACCCUGAAGUGCCACUCUCGGAUGAGACACUUUCCCGGCUGCUCGAUGUGCCGGAGGCAGCAGCUGUGCGAGGAAGCAGCGAGCUUGCAAAGGAGCUGCUUGCUGUCGACAGCACCCAGUUUCCGAACUUGUGCUUGCAGAUAAAGUCCUUCCUGGACAUCGGGAGCGAAGAGGAGCAUGUCCCAGCUUCUGAACACGAGCGAGAAGCCAGUUGCGUGUGGGAGAAACAGACUCAGCAAAGCUUUUGCAGCGGGUGUCAGGGUUUGAAAAGGUAG
Messenger RNA from Symbiodinium sp. CCMP2456, 507 nucleotides. The record is from the annotation of a GenBank genome assembly. Lineage: Eukaryota; Dinophyceae; Suessiales; Symbiodiniaceae.